This is a messenger RNA of Phalaenopsis equestris, 1156 nucleotides long. RefSeq names its product chaperonin-like RbcX protein 2, chloroplastic. Gene Ontology annotation, biological process: ribulose bisphosphate carboxylase complex assembly. The transcript has 5 exons. Gene Ontology annotation, molecular function: protein folding chaperone. The record is from RefSeq and is a predicted model, not a curated record. Lineage: Eukaryota; Viridiplantae; Streptophyta; Magnoliopsida; Asparagales; Orchidaceae. Bases 361 to 972 code for a protein of 203 amino acids.
UCCCUGCUCCAUUAGAAUCUUGCAUCAUCCAAUAAAAACACCCCAUUUAAAAUUCUUCGAACGCAGAAAAAUAAAUAAAAAAUCAUAUUUUUAACGAUUCCAAAAACUGGAGAUUUCAACCUCAGAAAUUUGUUUGGCUGCCAUCGAAGGACGAUAGCCACUACCUUCUAUCUUUCCCCACUUCCCACUUUUCUUAUUAGAAUUCGAAGACGGUUGGCACGCCGAAGAAGCAAGCCAAAGGUCUGACCUUUCCCAUCUUUUCUCCACACAAAACCCUAGAUUUCCAAUUGUUCCCACCUAAACUUCCUUCUCUCGAUCCGAUAUCCUCGCCGAUCGAAGAAAGAUUCGAUCUUGGUGAGGAUGGCCGGAGCUCAGACGAUGGUGAUUGGGCAUAUUCCAUCCGGCUUCAGCCCGCGGAGCAGCAGCGGAGAUCUAGGGCUAUGCAGCGCACCGACGUGCCGGCGGACUGCGGCGAGCCCGAGUUCGGUGGGGUUGUGCAGUUCCUUUAUGGGAGGAUGGGUAGACCGGUGGCGGCCAGCGGUGAGGUCGAAGAAGAAGAGGGGGAGGAGCAGAAUUAUAGUGGAUGAGAUUGCAGGACAGUAUGAAGAGAGCUUUGAAGAUAUCCAUGCGCAUCUUAUUAAUUUCUUCACUUACAAAGCUGUAAGGACUGUUCUUCAUCAGCUCUAUGAAAUGAAUCCACCAAAGUAUAUCUGGUUCUACAAUUUUGUCUCGAACAAUCAAGUAAAAGAUGGCGCACGGUUUCUCCGUUCCCUCGGGAAGGAGCAUCAAGAAUUAGCAGAAAGAGUGAUGGUAACUCGUCUGCACCUGUAUGGUAAAUGGAUCAAGAAAUGUGAUCAUGCAAUGAUGUAUCAGAGAAUUUCUGAUGAAAAUCUCAAGUUGAUGCGUGAGAGGCUAAUGGAAACUGUAAUAUGGCCAUCUGAGGACACCAAUGCUGAGAAUCUUGAUUCAUAAAUAGCAGAAAUGGGCUUAGUUCAUCUGUAUUAUUUGCCUUGUUGGGAGCAUUGUUUCUAUAGUUAAUGUUUAACUUCAUGAUUAAAAGUUUGUGGAUAAAUUUAGUUCAGAAGAGUGAAAUAUGUUUUUGUUGUAUACCAAUAUAUAGUUAAGAAAGUGAUUAUAUAAAAUUGAUCAUUACUAC